This is a messenger RNA of Triticum dicoccoides, 3239 nucleotides long. Its product is annotated as CSC1-like protein RXW8. Gene Ontology annotation, molecular function: calcium-activated cation channel activity. The transcript is spliced from 12 exons. The coding region runs from base 505 to 2787 and encodes 760 amino acids. The record is from RefSeq and is a predicted model, not a curated record. NCBI's taxonomy places the organism in Eukaryota, Viridiplantae, Streptophyta, Magnoliopsida, Poales, Poaceae. Gene Ontology annotation, cellular component: plasma membrane.
CUGCCUCUGCCUGCUCCCUCUCUCUCUCUGCUCUGCCGAGACAAAUCAACUCCUCUGACCUGUCGCUCCCUCCCUCCCGCCUCCCACCAACCAAUCGCCGGCGACCUCGGCCCCUCGCCAUUGCCGCGCUCCGUCGAGGCGGGCGCUUCCCCCGCUACUCUCCCCGCCAAUGCUCCCGACGCCCGCCGCGUUUCCCUUCUGAUUUCUCCGCUCGCUUCAGGGUGGCGUAGGGUUCCUCCUGCCUCUGCGGCGGCGGGCGCACGACGUACGUCUUGGCUCCGGCGGCUGUUCCAGUCCAGUCUGAGGUGCCGAGGACAUCAAGAAUGAUGCUUCUGUAUAUGCUUAGAUGACAUCAAUCAGCCGGACAGCUCGGAUUCCUCCAGUUCACAUCUGAUGGAAUUUGUGCUUUGAUUGAGCCAGAGGGCCCCGAGGACAUCAAGGAUGAUGCUUAGAUGACAUGUGCUCCAUUUCUUGUCCGUGGCUGGUCUGAUAGGAUAGGAAGCCAUGAAGAUCAGUGCGCUCAUGACCUCUGCUGGCAUCAAUAUUGGGAUCUGCGUGCUCUUGUGGUCGCUCUAUUCCGUUCUCAGAAAGCAGCCAGCAUUUGUAAGGGUCUACUUCGGCCGGAGGAUCGCCGAGGAGAAUAGACUGCUCCGAGAGGCCUUCAUCUUGGAGAGGUUUGUUCCAUCCACUGGCUGGAUCGUCAAGGCCCUGCAGUGUACCGAGGAAGAGCUAUUGGCAGCUGCUGGGCUGGAUGCUGUUGCUUUCAAUAGAAUGCUAGUAUUCAGCAUACGCAUCUUUUCCCUAGCUGCCAUCCUGUGUCUUUUUGGAAUUCUUCCAGUGCAUUAUUUUGGACGAAAGAUGCAUCGCCUUGAGAUUUCGUCAGAACAAUUGCAUAUGUUCACAGUUGGUAAUGUGGAAGUGCAAUCAAGAUGGCUUUGGGUUCAUUCUAUAGUCCUCUACAUUAUAUCUGGAGUAGCUUGCUUUCUCCUAUAUGUUGAGUAUGGGCACAUUGCUAGGCUGAGGCUCCUUCACCUUAAACGUGCAACACUAAAUCCAGGCCAAUUUACCGUGCUUGUUCGCGGAAUACCAAAGACAGCAAAUGAAUCAUGCAGUAGUGAUGUCGAUGAUUUCUUCACCAAGUAUCAUGCAUCAAGUUACUUAUUCCAUCAAGUUGUUUACAAGGCUGGGAAAGUUCAGAAGAUAAUGACUGGUGCAAAGAAGGCAUGUGGAAUGUCAGACCCUUCCACAGACACAACUCUAGAUCAGAGGUGCAAGGCUGUUACAUACCCGUGUUGUCUUUGUGGAGCCUCUUCGGAUUCUUUCCAGUUGUUACCGACUGACGAAGUUGCAAAGAACAUAGAUAAGAAGGAAUGUGCAGCUGCUUUUGUAUUUUUCAAAACUCGGUAUGGAGCACUUGUUGCUUCAGAAGCACUUCAGACUUCAAACCCUACAAAGUGGGUUACUGAUCUAGCUCCAGAACCAGAUGAUGUGUAUUGGUCAAACAUUUGGCUUCCUUAUAAGCAGCUUUGGAUUCGACGGAUAGCUACUGUUCUAGGUUCUCUUGUUUUUCUGGUCUUAUUUGUGGUACCAGUGGCAUUUAUACAAGGUCUAUCCCAGCUUGAUCAGUUGCAGAAGAAGCUCCCUUUCCUUGAUGGGUUACUGAAGAAGCCAUACAUGAGCCAAAUAAUAACUGGAUACCUUCCUAGCGUCAUACUGCUACUAUUCCUGUACACCGUUUCGCCAAUAAUGAUACUGUUUUCGACAAUGGAGGGGCCUACAUCUCACAGUGAAAGGAAGAAGAGUGCUUGCUCUAAAGUGCUGCACUUCUACAUUUGGAAUGUGUUCUUUGUUAGUUUAGCAUCUGGUGCUGUCAUAAACCAAUUGAACCCUUAUUCGAGUACGAAGGACAUCGCUGUCCGGCUAGCUCAUGUCAUACCUGAGCAGACUACGUUCUUCAUCACCUAUGUUCUGACUUCAGGAUGGGCCAGUUUAUCAUCUGAACUUAUGCAACUCUUUGGUCUGAUCUAUAACUUUAUAAUAAAGUAUGUCCUGAGAAUGAAAGAAGAUAUCGCGUUUGUUCCCACAUUUCCUUAUCACACAGAAAUACCAAAAGUUAUGUUGUUUGGACUAUUGGGCUUCUCGUGCUCUGUACUGGCACCCUUGAUCUUACCUUUUCUGCUAGUCUACUUCUUCCUGGGUUAUGUUGUAUACCGCAAUCAGCUGCUCAAUGUUUACCGCAUGAGAUAUGACAGUGGUGGUUUGUAUUGGCCAAUUGUACACAACACGGUGAUAUUCUCUCUAGUGCUCACCCAGGUCAUCUGCUUCGGUGUAUUUGGCCUAAAAGAAUCACCAGUAGCUGCAGGCUUCACUAUACCUCCUAUCUUCUUUAUUCUUUCGUUCCAUCAGUAUUGUAGAACCCGAUUCCUUCCCCUGUUCAAAACUUUUCCGUCACAGGAUUUAAUCGACUUGGACAGGGAAGACCAAAGGUCAGGGAGAAUGGAACAUAUUCACCACGGACUCCGUUCCGCAUACCGCCAGUUCCCUGACAAUGAAGAUAUAAAGCUGGAGCAAAUCCUGACCGUCGGGAAUGAUGAGGACCAAGACGAAGGCUGUAGCUCGGGCGAGCGCAACGGAGAAGAAACCUGCAAGGAACAAGAGCCCAGAAGGGAUCUGUGUCACUCAACUCUGAAAGGACUCCCUGUUAGCCGUCUGCGGGAUUCCGUGAGAUCCAUCGCUUUGCUCUGGACUGCAGAAAAGAGGUCCGGUGAUAGAGCAUUGAUUAACUAACCACUAACUAACCCGUUUAUCUGUCCGUCCGGUCGUGUAAAUGUACGUCAGUAUAGGUCAUACAUACAAGUAUAGUAUACAUCAUGCAUUAGUUAGAAAAUCCAAGUGAAGCAUCAUCAUGGUUAUUGGGGUGCAAUUUUUGUUUAGGGCAGCGUUCGAAGUUUGGACAAACAGGAACUAAGGCCACCCACAAUGCGUGGUAUCAUGGGCUAGUAUCAUAAUAACACAUGAUACUACUUUAGUUACUGCAUCCACAAUACAUAAUAUCAUACAUUAGUAUCACAUUAUCACUCGAUAUGUUCAGUUGUAAAAUCUUGAUACGAAAUUGUGGAUAUGAUCUAUUUCUUACGAACUCUUCUUGUUUGAUGCUCUGUGAAUGUGAUAUUGCAUCGUAAUAUUGAAGAAUAUUGGGUUUUAUGCCUGGCUGAGGGCAUGCAACUCUGUUUGAUGAA